Messenger RNA from Leishmania braziliensis MHOM/BR/75/M2904, 447 nucleotides. RefSeq lists its product as hypothetical. The transcript has a single exon. Lineage: Eukaryota; Euglenozoa; Kinetoplastea; Trypanosomatida; Trypanosomatidae. The coding region runs from base 1 to 447 and encodes 148 amino acids. The record is from RefSeq and is a predicted model, not a curated record.
AUGUCUCUCUAUGGCGCUCGCGAGAAUGGCGGGGAUGAGAUGAUGACACCGGGCAUAACGGGCAUGAGCGGCAACUACAGAAACGAAAGUAACUGCCACCGCUUCUGGAAUCGACUCAUGACGUGCAUGCGGGAGAGUCAAGAGUUGGAUGUCCUGUACGACUGCCGUAGCCGCUUGCUGGACAUGCGGGAGUGCGUCGUACGUCACAAGCAGGCGACGUGGGUAAUGCGAGAAACGAUGACGUCCAUCCGCCACGAGGCUGAGUUCCGCAAGUGGCUGCGUGACUACGACGAGAAGAUGGGGCACCCGCCGCUUCUGGAGGCAGUGGCAGCGGUGCGCAAGAAGGUGGACGCUGAGGGCGGCGUGGACAUUAUGAACCCCACAGUGUUCAAGGACCCUGACAUGUACAUUCCGCGUAGAAACAAAUUAGCAUCGGCCGGCCGGUGA